Molecule: messenger RNA, 585 nt
Organism: Toxotes jaculatrix (banded archerfish)
Lineage: Eukaryota; Metazoa; Chordata; Actinopteri; Toxotidae
Exons: 3
Coding region: 1-585 (194 amino acids)
Source: RefSeq, a predicted model, not a curated record
AUGAAUGAAAAGAUGGAUGAUCGAACUGAUGACAAACUACAGUUCCAUGACUCUAAAACUACAGAUUUACAAGCACCAGUUACAGCUGACAGCAGCCCUGCAGAACUCCCUGUUGAAUCCAACUUCCCUAAUAACCCAAAAGGUGGAGUGACCAGGGCAGUAGAGAAGGACCAACCAAAGCCACUGUGUGCACUGCUACCAUCCUCCACGGAGGCUUGCACAGUCUAUGAAGCGAGUCAGUCAUUCACAUCAAAGAGCAGGGAUAAAGAAAGCCUCAAAACCACUAGUGUCCACGCUGAGCCAAACGGAGAGGUCCUUUUGGCCUGUCUCUUCUGCCAUCCACUGGACUGUCUAUUGGCCACCAUGAGAGGGUGUAACGAGUGCGUCUGGUCGCUGUGCUCAUCUCUGUGUGGCUGCGAGUCCACCACCCUGCAGCCUCUCCUGGAUGUCACCCACCACUGUGACCUCUGCGGGUGUCUGGGUGUUCGUUGUUUCCUGUGCGACUGUCCCGUCUGCGAUAUCUGCCUCCAGGCUACAGAGUGCCUGGACCUUGCUAUGGAAAUCUCUCAAAUGCUCUACCACUAA